ACCUUUUUCAGUUGUUUGCGUAAUUCGCACCAAAGAGCCCCGCCCUCCGCGAGCAUCCCCUGAAACUCAUUCAUCGUCACUCGAGCCCUGGCCGCCGCCGCGAGCAGACGUGUGCCGCCAUCCCGCGCGCUUCACGUGUCCAAUACAAAUAAACAUUGAGCGGUAAAGUAGCUAUUUACAUUUCGUGAGACGUCUAAGUGAAGAUACAAGUGGUUCGGUCGAGAUGAGAUGAAAACCUGAAGAAAAGAUAAUCAAAAUUUUAUUUUUACACCGAUGCAAGAUAGAUUAUAUUUAAAUAUUCAUACAACAAAUACAUAAUAAGCACAUAUAAUUAAUUAAUUAAAUUAAAAAGAAAACGACAGAUUACUAUUAAAGACGACAAUAAUCCUCGCCAAAUUGUUAAAAAGAAAAAUAAUACAGGAAUAUAUUUUUUAAAUUUUGAAUUUAGAACGCGCGUUGCCAGCCAGCACGCGCUAGUUUAGCAACAGAGUAGAUUGUUAACUUUUUAAAAUCAAAAUGAGCAUAGACUCGACGUGUUCAGCCAAGCGCCUGAACAUCGAGAGGGCGACGAAUUUCAUGAGGCAGUACCGAGACCCGGACUCCAGGGAGCUGAAGAAACUGUCCGCCAACCAGUUCAUGGAGGUCUGGAGCCAUUACGAUAACGACGGUAACGGCUACAUAGAGGGCACGGAGCUGGACGGUUUCCUCCGGGAGUUCGUGUCCAGCGCCAACUUCACCGACAUCAGCCCCGACGCGGUGUCCGACGAGAUGCUGGUGGAGCUGAAGGCGUGCUUCAUGGAGGCCUACGACGACAACCAGGACGGGAAGAUCGACAUACGAGAACUAGCGCAGCUGCUGCCGAUGGAGGAGAACUUCCUGCUGCUGUUCCGCUUCGACAACCCGCUCGAGUCCAGCGUAGAGUUCAUGAAAAUAUGGCGGGAAUACGACACGGACGGCAGCGGCUACAUAGAGGCGGAUGAACUGAAGAAUUUCCUCCGGGACCUGUUGAAAGAAGCCAAGAAGAUUAACGACGUCUCCGAAGAUAAACUCAUCGAAUAUACAGACACUAUGCUUCAGGUAUUUGACUCAAAUAAGGAUGGAAGACUACAACUCUCUGAAAUGGCCAAGCUGCUUCCGGUCAAAGAGAAUUUCCUCUGCAGACAAGUAUUCAAGGGCGCUACCAAGUUAACGAAGGACGACAUCGAAAGAGUAUUUUCCCUUUACGAUCGAGAUAACAACGGAUCGAUAGAGAACGAAGAGUUGAGAGGGUUCCUGAAGGAUUUGCUUGAGCUCGUGAAAAAGGACUACGACGCGCAAGACCUGCUCGAGUUCGAGGAGACGAUCCUGCAGGGCGUGGAAUACUCCAGCGACGGCAAGAUCAGCCGCAAGCAGCUCACCAUGAUCCUCCUCGCGCUGGCCAGGCACCACCAGGAGGAGGACGUGGCCACGCCCUGAGGACACGCACGAACUAUAGUUGUACGAGGAUGGCGGUUUACAGAGUCUUAAGUCCACUGCGGUUACUACCACCGAACAUUAGCAGUUAACUAUCCGUAAGCAACGUCGCUUGCUUGUCAAAGCUGACGUAACUUGUAUGGAUCAGACAGAUGUUUAACAGGCGAGCGAUCGGUGGCUGAAAUCCGACAAAACCUUACAUCGACAUUUUUUGUCAUGACAUGUCGAAUUGUGAUACGUCGAAGUAAGAUUUGGUCGGAGUUCUGUAGUAUCGGACUUAAGACUUGAUGUAAAACAGUUGUUCUAAAUUCAGUUUUCGAGGCAGUUGUACAAUGACGCUUUUCAAAGAACACACGUUUUACAGAGCACGAAAUAUAGGAAAGCUUUUCUGAACUUUUGAAGUCGAUUCUUGAGUCGGGGCUUGAGUGUUCAACUUUCGAUUCUUUUGCAUAAAACUGAGUGUUAAUUGUUGUAUACGCGUCUAGAAAUAUUGAGACUUAUUUUGAAAUCCAGGAAAAACAAUCUUAUUGCCAACAAAACAUAUAUAACUAUAUGUUUAUAUAUAGAAUAUUUCUUCAUAAGUAUUCCUAUUUAAAACUUUGAUUAGUGUCUGUAAAAUGUGUUCUUUGAAACUAUUAAAGAUACUUAGAGGACGCUGAAAUAUCUAAAUUACCUACCAGUUACCACACUUUAUCAUAUAUUUUUUUCUUAGCAAAAUUUGAAAAUUAUUAUUAAAACCACAUUCUUAAACUUUAGGUGAAAAAACUGAAAUGUGCCAAUUUGAUUAAGAUUUUUCUCAAACUUGUAGCGAUUCAUAGAUAAGUAUACAUUGUAUACAGGGUGGAACUUUAACCGCGAACUUUCAGGAAACCACUCAAUGCACCAGAAACCAUACAUAGGAUCAACGCGGAAAUCACGUUUUUUUUUAAAUUAAAUCUCAGAUACCAAGGUUUCAAGGUUUGGUCAGUAAAUACUUAUAUAUUUCUGUAGGAAUAUAUUAUGUAUAUUAUGUACUUACAUGUAAGUACACGCGUACAAGCAGUUUUAUUUUUUAUUUAAUGGGAAUAUAGGUAUUUAUUUUUACUAAAUGUGAAUGAUUCAAUUUAUGUUAUUAUUAAGUAAAUAAGAACGUAAUUUUAUAUUUGAAUAAAGCGAAAUCAAAAUACAUGGGCAACAACUAAAAAAAUGCCAUCACUCCGUCCUCAAAAUAAAUUAUGAUUCUUACGAAUUUCGUAGAUUCUCAUUUUUAUAAAUAGGUACACAUAUACUUUGUAAAAUAUAGCAAGUCCCAUGACGUUUGAUUGACAGAUGCUUGCGCCGUUCAAGAGUGGCACCACUGACAGCUGUCGUGUCGUACAUCAUGCUCUAUUUUACUAACCUAUACCUAUAGUGUUUUGUUAUAGUUCAAAAGUUAAUUAAGUUACAUUACGAUGAGUUUCCGUUGUAAAACCGUGCGGCGUUGUAACUUUUUUAAACUUACCUCUACCUACCAUUGUUUAUUAAUACCUACUCGUUUUUGCAUGUAGAGCCAAAUCUAAUGCCAAAUAAAUACUCACAGUUUGUACAUAAACUAUAAAGCUAUAGCCUCAUUACAAUUAUAAGAUAUAAUAUUUUCGUAAUCAUUCUACAGAUUCAUGCUUUUAUCCAAGACAAAAACAUCCAUACUAAAUCCACAUCAUAUAUGCUAACUAACUUUUACUUAAGUAUUCAAUCUUUAUCUUGAUGGUACCUAAGUAUCAAUCUUAACACGUUUUCCUAGUUACUUAAAAUAGUUACUUACCUAAUCCCACAAAUAUAUUCUCUCUCGAAUAGUGUUUAUUUUUUAUAAAUAUUAGAUUUACUAAAUCCUCCUCCUUGUCCAUUUUUAUUUUCUACACUUUGCCAUACGGUUGAUGACUGUACAACUAAAAUAACUUUGAAGAGUUUGAAGUAAAUAGGAUAGCAGUCUUUAAAAUUAUGAAGUAAAUGUACGUACUUAUUAUCUUCUCGUUAGAGAAAUGGUAAGUAAGUAAGUAUGUCCCUUGUUUAUAUAAUUUAGGUGCUAACUAAAUACAUAAAUUGAAACCUUAUUUAUUGUACCUACUUAUGUACGACUUUAAUUCUUUUUGUUCUGGUUCUCCGCCUGCAUCAAAUAUCAGUAAAUAAUUAUAUAAAAGGAAAAAAAUCAAGGAUUGUGUAUGUACUUAAGUAUAUUGAAUUAAAAGCUAUGCCUGCCUGUUUGGUAAAGGUUUCAACUAUCUUACAGAAUUUUAGACAUUGUCGGCAUGAUUUUUAUCCCAAAGAUAAAGCCUUAAGCAGGCAUUUUAAAACAUAGGGUUUGUACUAACUAAAAUAUUGUUAAAUUGGAAUUUUAAACAUCGCACAAAAAGCAAGAUCGACACUUAAGUCUCUCGAAAAUAUUGCAGUAAGCACUGAUUCAAAUGCAUCUUUCAAAUUAAGUAUAAGUUAUGUACCUAAGAUUACUUACAGAAUUUUGCAAAAGCUAGAUGGGGUUACAUAACAAUUUAUUCAAGUACUUACAUAAUUAAUAUAUAUCGACUUUUGCCAAAUGUCUCGCUCCUUCGAAUUCGCAAAAAAUAAGCUUGUACACCUAACAUGUUUGCUCAUUUGUACGCUUUUAGGUGUACCUUAAGUAAAAAUAUUACACUUAUGAAUUAAAAGGUGAGCUUAUUACGUAAUUAUGCAACCCUAUCUGCAAAAUGGUUUUGCAACUUUUUGUAAGUACUUAUAGAAUUUAAAAAAAAAACAUGAUAACUAAUUAAGUGCUUAAAAUGUUUUGUAUCAAGAAAAGUGUUUGUAGCAGGUAUCUAAAUGUUGUUUAUAAGGAUAGAAAUGAAAUUGUGUAAUUUAUAUUUUGAAGUAGGUAUACAUUGUAUUUAAAAUAGGUAGGUAUGAUCAUUUAAAUCAAUGGCAAUCAUUUACUUAAAAUAUUAAACUGCAAGUACCCAACGAUAACGGGAAAAGACAGAUACAUACUUAUCUACUUUAUCGCUAGAAUUUCUGAAUGUUACCUGAAAAAGAAAUAAUUUAAGAGAGAGAAGUAAAUAUCAACACUAAUAUAGGCAAGUACCUAAUUAUUAUAAAGAGGAAAGAUUACAAUAUAAUGAGUAUGUUAAAGCAGGUAUGUUGUUAUUAGGUAUUAUGUUGGUAGUUAUAAUCUUUAUUAUGGUCUAAAAUCUGUGUUAGGUAAUAAGAUGGCUGUUGUGGAAAUUGUUGUGAUGAUGUUAUAGUGAGCUUUAUCAGAUACCUAUAUAUCAUUAAUAUAAAAAAACGUAUUCAUUGUUAUGCACAGGCGAAAGAUUCUUUAUAACCACAUAAUAUUUAUAAGUAAGUAAGUAUCUACAUAGUGAACCCUAUGUGAUGUGAAUUGUGAACCCAAGUCCUUUCAUCCAUUCACCAUAGAAAAAUGGUCGCCACCGUGCUAGUGUCUUCAUUAUUUCAAAGGUACAAUACCUCCAAUAUUAUAGUAUAUACUGGAUGGCCUGUUUAAAAUUAGGUAAAGUCAGGCAGUGCACAAUGCACACUUUGCAAGAAGUAGUUACCUACCCAAAAAAUAAUUAAGAAGACGCGACUAUGUAAAGUGUUUUUUUCAAUGGUGUUAGUAGACACAGUCUAAGUUGUACGAAAGCCACAAAACCUUACCUGAUAAUUAGCUGUACCUAUACCUACUUAUGUUUUAUUCUAAAAUCUGCUAUUAACUAACUCAUGGCAUGGCCGAUACCUAGUUAAUUAUUGGUUAUGUAGAAUUGCUAAGCUAUCCCCAAAGUUUAGCACGCUAGCCGUGUUUGAAAUAAAGAAAUUUUGUUAUUAAAUAUUUAUAUUUGUAA
Messenger RNA from Plutella xylostella (diamondback moth), 5279 nucleotides. It is a transcript of the gene Cbp53E, whose product is annotated as Calbindin 53E. Gene Ontology annotation, biological process: regulation of long-term synaptic potentiation; regulation of presynaptic cytosolic calcium ion concentration. Gene Ontology annotation, molecular function: calcium ion binding. The record is from RefSeq and is a predicted model, not a curated record. Gene Ontology annotation, cellular component: synapse; cytosol; nucleus. NCBI's taxonomy places the organism in Eukaryota, Metazoa, Arthropoda, Insecta, Lepidoptera, Plutellidae.